Molecule: messenger RNA, 1799 nt
Organism: Carlito syrichta (Philippine tarsier)
Lineage: Eukaryota; Metazoa; Chordata; Mammalia; Primates; Tarsiidae
Gene: GGT5
Product: gamma-glutamyltransferase 5
Exons: 13
Coding region: 30-1799 (589 amino acids)
Biological process (GO): glutathione catabolic process
Molecular function (GO): glutathione gamma-glutamate hydrolase
Source: RefSeq, a predicted model, not a curated record
CCACCCCUCUCCCCCUGGGCUGUGGAGCCAUGGCCUGGGGCUGCAGGGCCAUCAUCAGCCUGGUCCUGCUGGGGCUCGGGCUGGGACUGGCACUAGUCAUCAUUGUGCUGGCUGUGGUCCUCCCUCGCCAUCAGGCCCCCUGUGGCCCCCAGGCCUUUGCCCACGCUGCCAUUGCUGCUGACUCUAAGGUCUGCUCGGACAUUGGACGAGCCAUCCUCCAGCAGCGGGGCUCGCCUGUGGAUGCCACCAUUGCGGCUCUGGUCUGCACCAGCGUCAUCAACCCUCAGAGCAUGGGCCUGGGUGGAGGGGUCAUCUUUACCAUCUACAACGCGAAGACAGGGAAGGUGGAGGUCAUCAAUGCCCGGGAGACAGUGCCCGUCAGUCAUGACCCGGCCCUGCUGGACCAGUGUGAGAAGGCCCUACCGCUGGGCACAGGGGCCCAGUGGAUCGGAGUGCCUGGGGAGCUCCGUGGCUAUGCCAAGGCCCACCACCGCCACGGACGCCUGCCCUGGGCACAGUUGUUCCAGCCCACCAUCGCGUUGCUCCGCAGGGGCCACCGUGUGCCCCCUGUCCUUGGCCAGUUCCUGAACAACAGCUUCCUGCGGCCUGUCUUACACAGGUCAACCCUGAGGAAGCUCUUCUUCAAUGGGACAGAACCCCUGAGGCCUCAGGACCUUCUCCAGUGGCCCGAGCUGGCCACCACCCUGGAGACUGUGGCCACGGAGGGUGCAGAGUCCUUCUACACAGGGAGGCUGGGCCAGAUGCUAGUGGAGGACAUUGCCAAGGAAGGGAGCCAGCUGACCCUACAGGACCUGGAGGCGUUUCAGCCUGAGGUGGUGGAUGCCCUGGAGGUGGCCCUGGGGGACUACACCCUGUACUCACCACCGCCACCAGCGGGGGGCGCCAUUCUCAGUUUCAUCCUUAAGGUGCUAAGAGGGUUCAACUUCUCGGCAGAGUCGGUGACCAGGCCCGAAGAGAGGGUGAAUGUGUACCACCAUCUUGUGGAAACACUCAAGUUUGCCGAGGGACAGAGGUGGCGGCUGUGGGACCCUCACAGCCAUCUGGAGGUCCAGAAUGCCUCCCAGGACCUGCUGGGGGAGGCUUUGGCCCAGCACAUUCGCCAGCAGAUUGAUGGCCGGGGGGACCACCAGCUCAGCCACUACCACCUGACCAGGGCCUGGGACCACAGGACAGGCACGGCCCAUGUGUCUGUGCUGGGGGAGGACGGCAGCGCCGUGGCUGCCACCAGCACCAUCAACACACCCUUCGGGUCAAUGGUGUACUCACCACGUACGGGCAUCCUCCUCAACAAUGAGCUGCUGGACUUGUGCUGGAGACGUCCCCCAGGCUCAGGCAUCACCCCCUCACCCGAGGUGAGUGGAGACAGGGUGGGUGGUGCAGCCAGGGGAUGCUGGCCCCCAGUUCCAGGGGAGCGGCCCCCAUCAUCCAUGGCGCCCUCCAUCUUGAUCAACAAAGCCCAGGGGUCGAAGCUGGUGAUUGGUGGGGCCGGCGGGGAGCUCAUAAUCUCUGCUAUGGCCCAGGUCAUUAUAAACAAGCUGUGGCUUGGCUUUAACCUGACAGCAGCCAUUGAAGCCCCCAUCCUGCAUGUCAAUAGGAAGGGCCAUGUGGAGUAUGAGCCCCAUUUCAAUCAGGAGGUACAGAAGGGGCUCGAAGAUCGUGGCCAGAACCAGAGCAGGAGGCCCUUCUUCCUGAAUGUGGUCCAGGCAGUGUCCCAGGAAGGGGCCUGUGUGUAUGCUGCGUCAGACCCGAGGAAGGGUGGAGAGGCUGCGGGCUACUGA